ACUGCUUACACGCAUGAAGGCCAAGUGCUAUGUGCCAUGCACUGCUGGAGUCACGUGGCGCGGGGCACAUGCCUCGUGCUGGCGCUGGCGCCUGUGUUGCACUACAUGACCGCCUGGGCGCCCCUCGCGCCGCGGCCCUUGACGCCGCCGGCGAGCGCCCUGGCGCCUAAAACGGCGCCGGCGUCCGCUUCCGCGGCGCCCGCGGCGCCCGAGGCGAAUGCGACGAAUGCCACGGCCCAGGUGAAGCCUUCGAAGGAGGAGUCGAAGGUUCCCGGCGCCGUGCUGCUGCUGACCUCCCCGAAGACGGGGAGCACCUCCCUGCUGAACGCCUUCCACCGGCUCGCGCCGCACCACGGCUUCCCGGAGCCAAUGAGGUUUCACUCGGCGAGCAAAAAGAUCGUCGCCCAGCUGCGGCGAAUGCACUGCACAGAGGAGAAGAGGUGCAUGGUGGUGUCCACCGUGCGAAAACCAGGUCGGCAGCUGGUGUCUCUCUACUUCCAGGGCCUCUGCGGCACGAAGCCGACGCCGAAGCCUUGCGAAGCCAUGCUGGCACUGGGCUUCGACGCGCUGAAGCUGGAGGUGGAGCGCUUUCUGCGGCAGAAGCUGCCGUCCUUCCAGGGCUGGUGGACGGAGAGCCAGCGGCGCCUGCGGCAGGGCGGCCUGAAUGUCAGCCUCGAGGACUUGCGCGGCGAGUGUGGGGAGUCCAAGUCGCCCCGAGGGACCUGGGUAUUGCUGCGCUUCGGGCAGUAUGAGGAGCAGCUGCGCAGGUGGUUCCCCACGGCGCAGAUGCCCCACAGCUUGGAUCACCGGCAGCGAAUCUACAAGCCGCAGUACGAGUGGAUCAUGUCGACCUUGGCGAACCGCUCCACUUGGCCUCUGGAUCUGCAAGAGAUGAUGGAAGGCUUGGAGACCAUGCGCUUCUUCUACCCCGGCCAGUUCUGGAUGUGAGCUCUGGGAAAGAUAUUUUUGGAUCCUGUUUUGCGGACCAAGGACCAAAUCCUGCGGUGCGGUGGUUUAAUCUGAUCCAUACCCACUGACCCACCUGGGAAUUGUAUGUCGACUGGGAACGAGGCCACCGUUAAGAAAGGAGAAGCUCGGUGCGACGAGCUCAAUCCAUCGGGUUUCCGGGGACGCCCUCCCCGCGUCGCGGGGGCUCGCCCGAGUCCCAGGGAGUCGAGGCGGGAACGCAGAGCCGGGUGAAACAAAAACUCCCAGGCCGAGAGAUCCCGCCUGACACAUUUUGGCGGGAAGUCUGGA
Messenger RNA from Effrenium voratum, 1257 nucleotides. The record is from the annotation of a GenBank genome assembly. Lineage: Eukaryota; Dinophyceae; Suessiales; Symbiodiniaceae.